AUGGCCAGCGACCCAAUGUUCCACCCCUUUAGUGUCAUUCGGAAUAAUUACCAGACGGGAGCAAAUUUUACCCACAAGAAAAGGAACGAUAAUUUCACAUGUGUAAUGUCAUUCCCAAAAUGUGUGUGCGAGGAAAUGAUUGACGAAAUGGAAAAGGACCAAAUCUUCCACCCAUUUAGUGUCAUUCCAACUAAUUACCAGAAAGGGCAAUAUUUUGCACACAAGAACAAAGAACCGCGCAAUAUUUUGCACAUGGAAACGAAGGGAAAUGAUUCACUGGUGUAA
Molecule: messenger RNA, 285 nt
Organism: Plasmodium inui San Antonio 1
Lineage: Eukaryota; Apicomplexa; Aconoidasida; Haemosporida; Plasmodiidae
Exons: 2
Coding region: 1-285 (94 amino acids)
Source: RefSeq, a predicted model, not a curated record